AUGAUAUCUAAUAAAUACAAGUAGCCUAAUCAAUAAAUGGAAUAUUCAAAAUUCAUUGAAAUAACAUUUAGUGCCAGAUAUAGAUUAAUAAGUAAUGGGAAUGUUGCAUAAUUUAUAUUAUCUUGUUUAUGGAAUUAUUAUUAAUCACCUUUAUAUGGAAAUGAUGAAACAAGCUUAUAGAAUUAAUUAUAUUUUCUAAUAAUGCCGUUGACAAUAUUACUUCCUCUUACAUUAAUAUAAAAUAUGUUUGUAUUUACAAAAGUUAGUGCAAUAGCAAAUUGA
Molecule: messenger RNA, 282 nt
Organism: Paramecium pentaurelia
Lineage: Eukaryota; Ciliophora; Oligohymenophorea; Peniculida; Parameciidae
Source: the annotation of a GenBank genome assembly